AUGACUACAUCUGUAAAAGAAUUUAGCAAAGCUUGGUGGGCAGAAGUAUACAAUCGUAUAAUAGGUGCGGUAGUGUUCUUGGAUGAUGUCAGUGCUGAAUGUUUGCAUUGGGAUGGGGGUUUAUUCAACUUACUUGAUGGUGGAGCAGUUGCUGUAAAGAGCUUGUCUCCUUUUGAAUUCUCCAAAAAAGAACACAGAAAAGCUGUUUUUAUUACACAGACAACAAGCACUCAGCUCCAAACGAUCAGAGAGAUAAUUAAGAAUAGUGACUUUACUCAUUGUAUUUUAAUAUCAUGUGUGAGUUGGGAUAUCGUGUACUUGGAGCUGAAUGAGAGUAGAGAUGUUAGUGAUGUGGUGUCAUCUGGAAAAGCACCAGUUGAAGCAACUAAGCAGCUUGAAAACAUGCUUCUAGAAUGGAUUGGAAAAAAACAAUGUGCAGUAGAAGUUGUGUAUAGCCCACUAUUUACAGUGUCUCCUACAAAUAUCAUAUUUUUGACUCCUCCAUAUGCAAAAAUCUAUCCAAAAUAUGAUGGAAAGUUAAUUCCUGACACUCCAUCCAUUGAUCUGUAUACUUUAUCAAAUAAAGAGAGGUCACUCGUACGAAGACUGGCUAGUGGUCUGAACAGUAUGUUAGAUUCAAUGAAUAUGAAAGAAGAUAUAUAUUACAUGGGAGCUUUCAGUUCUUUGAUUGCAGGUGUAUUGGAAAAUUCUCCAGUCUGUGUCUCCAGAAGAAAGAACUGUUCAAAUCCUGUGUCACUUAUCAUAGUAGAUCGUACAUUAGACCUGUGUGGUGUAACAAGUCAUGCUAUGGAGUCAGUUCUUGAUAAAAUGAUGGCAGUACUGCCGAGGUUCCCCGGCCAUUCUAAUGAUGUUGCUGUGGAUAUGUCACCACUUUGUGAAGCUAAUGUUAUUGCCCACCCUGAAGAUGUGCAAUUGAGUCCGGGCUGUCUUUACCACGCCAACGAUGACUCCUGCGCACAGACAUACGACCACAUGAUAAAUAAAUCACAAAAGGAAGUUAUGUUCGAUCUCUACAAUAAAUUGUCCAAACUGGACGUCCAAAAGUCACCGGGACCUAAAACUCUUUUAAAAGUCACACCACAGAGUGUUGAAAAGAUUAUAUCGGCUUCUAAAGGUAAUUAUGAUAUAAUAGCAAGACAUCUCGGCAUACUCCAACAAGCUCUAGGUAUAGUGCAAACGCUGAAGUCACCCAAGCGUAUUCAGUUGGAGCUGUUAAUGAGUUUGGAAAAACAAGUAUUACAAAAUCUUGCCACUAGCAGAGACUCUACCAGCGUUUUACAUCAGAUGAGUUACAUAAUUAAAACCAGAAAAGACAGAAACCUUCCAUUGGAUAGUCUUCUUGCUCUUCUCAUCCAUGUAUAUUCCUUAACUGGUACUGAAGUUAUAUUUAAUAAGCAACAUGAAGACAAUCUUCAAGAGACCCUUAGUAUCGCCAUAUUUGAAGACCAUAAAAGUUUGCUCACAAGUGAUACAUCACUCGUUACUCCUGAGCAAUGUGAAGAUAUUGCUAAGAAUAUUAUGGGAAAGUUAAAAGAAAUCUCACAGAUGAGGAAGAUUUUAAAUAAAUAUACGUCAGUUUUAAAACAGUGCGAAACGGGCACCGGCCACGAAUACCGUGGGGUUCUACAACAGCUGGUUAACGAUCUAGUUGAUACUGACCGACCAGAGUUAACUGAUCUGCGGCAUAGGAAUGAAGGAAUUAAAGACUUAUUGCGAAGUGGGCUCAAUAUAUUAACAAGCAAGAAAAAGAAUACCAAGCAUCCACUAGAUAAUGCAACGGUCAUACUAUUUGUUGUUGGUGGCAUUACAGCAGAGGAAUCGAAGCAGUUGCACAGAAGCGUUAUCACCAGCGGAGUUGAUAAUGUUGUAUUGAUUGGAUCCACCAAGUUUGUGACUCCCGUUGAAGCUAUGAGAGAUGUACUUAACUUA
Molecule: messenger RNA, 1950 nt
Organism: Brenthis ino (lesser marbled fritillary)
Lineage: Eukaryota; Metazoa; Arthropoda; Insecta; Lepidoptera; Nymphalidae
Source: the annotation of a GenBank genome assembly